AUGUCUGACAACGAGGGCAGCCAAUUUGUGCUCGAAGAUUCAGACGGUGCAUCCGUUGGCCCUAUCCCCAAAUCUGCCGAAGAGAUUGCGAAUCUCCGGGACUGGCGUAUCACUGCUUACCUGAGUGAUACAAGCGAGUCCAAGAAGCAUUUAAACGCACACACGGCGUUGCACUACUCUGUCGAGAAUAAUUCUCCCUGUGACGAGAGGCUUUUGUGGCUGGGAGCAGACGUACACGCCACGGACACCAUGCGAAACACGCUGCUGCACUUUUUCCGCCCGUCCAAUGCCUCGGAGCGGACCUUGGAAGCUCUGAUGCAAUAUGGAGCAGGCUGGGAUGUCAUGCGAGCGGAGAACGGCAAGUCAAAUAGUCGCUUAAAAUGGCUUCAUGCGGACUGUCUCGAUGUUCUCAUCCCAUAUGUUCAAGACUAG
Molecule: messenger RNA, 432 nt
Organism: Aspergillus lentulus
Lineage: Eukaryota; Fungi; Ascomycota; Eurotiomycetes; Eurotiales; Aspergillaceae
Source: RefSeq, a predicted model, not a curated record